Branchiostoma belcheri (Belcher's lancelet) is the source of this 2870-nucleotide messenger RNA. RefSeq lists its product as uncharacterized. Bases 120 to 2714 code for a protein of 864 amino acids. The record is from RefSeq and is a predicted model, not a curated record. The transcript has 7 exons. NCBI's taxonomy places the organism in Eukaryota, Metazoa, Chordata, Leptocardii, Amphioxiformes, Branchiostomatidae.
CAUACCCUCCAAGAAAUGUUAGGGUCACAGAUGUCAAAGGAGAGUCCAUCACAUUGACAUGGCUAGAACCCCUUAAGGUCAAAGAUGUCAGCCCAACAUCCUACAAAUACGUCAUUCAGAUGUGCCUCUAUACUGAUGGCAACAACCUGAAUGAAUGGACAGAAUGCUAUACAACAACAGAGCGCAAGUGUACAGUCCAAGUUCAGCACAAUGGAACCUGCCGUUUCUGCGUGUCAACCCUUAAUACAGACAAGAAUGUCAGAAGCCUUCCACAGGAAAUGGAAGACCCAGAGAUACGUAUUCACACCAAGCAGGGGAGUCCAAAGCCAGAAUUGUCGAAACGAGCAAACGCUCACAACCGUCUACCAGGCUCAAAGACAAAAGGCCAGGAGAAAGGAAGCAUAAUUUUUGUUAUGUCCUGUCAAGACAUCAGUGGUCUCCGUGACCUGUGGAUGAACUAUAAGCUGGGGAACAUGGAGCCAUUCUUCAAGGAACUGCUUUCCUUAGAGGCUAGUGUUGUCACUGGCAAUGGUGAACUUGACAUUGAAAUCAACGAAGAGGAUUUCUAUGCCUGUCGUCAACAUCUCCUGUUGACUCAUGCCCAUGCCAAAGGAUUUCGAGUUGUAAAAACAGGGAAUGCCCGUUUCAAAGCUUGCACCCCAAUGGGACUAAGUGAGGACUACCCUGUCUACUGCAAACCACUAAAGUACAACACAACCUGCUCACAGCUGGACUAUCUGGACCCUGCAGUGUUCACUAGCCAAGGAGCAUCAAAAGUAUCGACAAAGAAGAAUUUAAACAGGACAGUGGAGUGGUUGUCUAGGACAAGGCAGAGGUCACCUGAGACAAGAGCAAGGUCACCUGACACAAGGUCACCGGAGACAAGCAAAGUAUCAGAACCAGCAGUCACCUUGUUUGGAGCAGUUAUUGGUGACGACGAAGAACUCAGAGACUGUCAAAGUCAGCACGAAGAUCACCUUAAGGCAGAUGCAGCAUUGUUGGUACAUUGUUGGGCAGUCCCGGACUCAGCAGAACAACGCUUUGCAUCUUCACUCAAAGUCAAGAGGGUACAAAUAAGAGUAGUGACCUUUGAAGUGAGGUUUGACUCCACAAAGCCUGAUGGCUUUACAAAAAUAAUGGCACCUGGAAGUCAGCCUAUCCUAGAAGCACUUCAAGAUGAUUCAAGGCUGCAAUAUAGGAAGUUCAAUCUUGUAAAGGUCUUUCUAGAUCCAGAGGAUGAUAGUAAGAUAAAAGGGGAACCAAACCUUGGCAGCCCUUGCAGCAGCAUUGCAGGUGGUAAGUUUAAGGCAAGAUUUAACAAACAGCUCUCAGCUGGUCAAAUACUUAGUGACUAUAAUGAUGAUGAAUUGAAGUCUGGCAAGAGGUGCAAAUUCUAUGUCGAUGUUAGUGAGCAAAGAAGUAAAUCCAAGUGGAUUACUAAGAUGGAUCCAAUUAAGCUCCAUUUCCCUGUUUUGCUGAUUGACUGCUUACCUGAUGACACUCUUCUGUCAGCUCUGCUGAGGGAUGGUAGGAUCAAUGUCAGCAAUGUGAGGUCCUGCAUGCUCAUUUACAAAACAAAAUGUGGUGAUAACAACAUUGCCCAGCUGACAGAUGAUGUUCAUUUCCAUCAUGAUAAUACCUUUGUGUGUACAGUCAUUGAUGAGCCACAGGUUGGUGAGGAUGUUUGGGAAGAGGCAGUUCACAACAAAGUCCAAAUUGAUCACACUGUAGUCAGCAGCCUCACAAAUGAAAGAAGGAUUGGUUGCCCUAGGACAGAAAGUCCUGGUCAAAAAGAAAGAAUUAAUAACAGUGGUUCCACUCCUGAAGUAGGGAACCCAUGUUCAUGGGCAAACAACAUUGAGGAAAUCAUACCGAAACAGAUGAAUACUGACCUUCAAUCAAAAAAAUCUAAAAGAAAAGAAAUGAUGAGAAGGAACAAAUUGGAUAAGUUUACUGAUCCAUUUGUUCACAAUGUCAAUCAGUGGAGCAAUGGCAUGUCAAUCCAAAUGAUGCAGAGCCUUCUUAGCUAUUCUAACUCUGUAGGAGUCCUGUUCAAAGAUGAUCAUAUGUGUGGGACAUGUUUUAGAGUUGGCCCAAAGUUUAUUCUGACAAACCAUCAUGUCAUGGACAUAGCAGGUCUGUCGAGUGGAAAUUGCAGUGGUGCCUUUGUGCACUUUAACUACUUGGGAAAUCUGCCGGAUCCUAAUGACAGUAUCAGGUACAAUGUUAAAGAAGUAAUACACAGUCAGGAUGAGUUGGAUUACAGUUUUCUUGAACUGGAAAUUCCUGAAAACAAGUUUCAGAGAGUCCAGGAAAAGCUGCCAGGCUUAGAGUAUUUGAUAGGGCCAAUAAGAGAGGGAAGUACUGUGACUAUUAUUGGACACCAACUUGGUGGUCCCAAAAAUAUUGAUGUAGGUUGUCCUCUUGUGAAUCCUGCAUAUUAUUCAGAGUUCAAUCCAAAUUCCACAGGGGGUGCUGAUUUCUCGGCAUUGGCAGACCCUAGAAGGGCUACAUACAAGACUUGCUUAGGUGCUGGCUCUUCUGGGUCCCCGGUUUUUGACGAAAUUGGAAAUUUAAUUGCUGUGCAUACCCGUGGCUGCCUUUUGUAUAAAGGAUCUCCAAGCAUAGUGGGACAAGGGAUUACAAUGACUGCCAUUGCUGAUGAUAUCAAAAAACACAAUCCUGAAUUGUUUACUUAUUUCCCAAAGGGUUGAUUUGAUUUAUUGGAAUUGUGACAAUGCAAUAGAAUCAGAUAAAACACAUUCAGGAAGCUAUACGGGGUAUGGUGACCCACACAUAAAAGUUACAGAACAGGUAGCUUGACAAGAUGAAGUGUGGUUAAGAAAAUUGAUAGUUUAAGAUCCAGGGGA